AUGGCCCUUACACCAACGAAUUACUCAUCGGCAAGGUGCGCUUUGAAGGGAGUUCCAAGAGUGAAAGUGGAGACUGCAUCAAAAUGUGGGUUCAAAACAGUGGAUGGGAAUCGGGUUGUUUGUGGCGAACCAGCCUAUGUACGAGCAACAGUUGCAGGAAGCUUGAACCGCUUGAUUGGGGAGCUUAAGAAGCUAGUUGAAGAGGGUAAAGUAAAAUAUAUAGGUUUAUUUGAGGCCUCACCUUCAACACUUAGAAGGGCUCAUGCUGUUCAUCCUAUAACAGCAGUACAAUUGGAGUGGUCUUUAAGGUCCAGAGAUGUGAAGGAAGAAAAGUUGUUCGACCGGGUGAAUGCCAUGGCCUCAAAGAAGGGUUGUACUCCAUCUCAACUUGCAUUAUCCUGGGUGCAUCAUCAAGGAAAUGAUGUCUGUCCGAUACCAGGCACUACCAAGAUUGAGAACCUCGAACAGAAUAUUGGAGCAUUGUCUGUAGAACUCUCGACAGAAGACAUGGCUGAACUCGAAUCCAUCGCUUCAGCUGAUCCUGUCAAGGGUGAUAGAUAUGGUCCUGGGAUUACUACUUGGCAAAAUUCUGAUACACCACCUCUUUCAACGUGGAAGACUGCAUGA
This is a messenger RNA of Oldenlandia corymbosa var. corymbosa, 627 nucleotides long. NCBI's taxonomy places the organism in Eukaryota, Viridiplantae, Streptophyta, Magnoliopsida, Gentianales, Rubiaceae. The record is from the annotation of a GenBank genome assembly.